Messenger RNA from Diaporthe batatas, 1683 nucleotides. RefSeq lists its product as uncharacterized. Gene Ontology annotation, biological process: transmembrane transport. The record is from RefSeq and is a predicted model, not a curated record. Gene Ontology annotation, molecular function: transmembrane transporter activity. The transcript has 5 exons. The coding region runs from base 1 to 1683 and encodes 560 amino acids. NCBI's taxonomy places the organism in Eukaryota, Fungi, Ascomycota, Sordariomycetes, Diaporthales, Diaporthaceae.
AUGGCAACCUUCGUAGCUCCGCCGAGGCUCAGCAACACAAGGAAGGACGAAUAUGCGGCGGAACCUGAGAGAGCGGAAACAAACACAUUGGCCAAUCUCGAUGGCAGCAGCCGAAAUGACAACACUACAGACAUUCUGGACGUCGAUGCCGAAGCCAUGUCCCCGAUCAGCUCAGAGGAACGCAAGAUAAGAGGCGUGCGCUGGCUGCUUGUCUGCUUCGCCAUCUUCUCGGCCAAUGUCCUGUAUGGACUCGACACGACAAUCGUGGCCGACAUCCAAGGAACGGUGUCCGAGACCUUCGACAAUGUCACCCAGCUGGGUUGGUUGGGUGUCGGCUUCACGCUCGGCUCCACGGUGGCGAUCCUGCCAUUGGGAAAGGCUUAUGGCAAUUUCGACAACAAGUGGGUGUUUACUGCCUGCUUGGUAAAUUUCGCCGCAGCUAGUGCAUUAUGCGGUGCUGCACCAAAUAUGAAUUCUAUGGUUGUGGGAAGAGUCUGGGCUGGCGCUGGCGGUGCAGGCAUGUAUCUCGGAACUUUGAACCUCCCCUCAGCUCUAUGUACGCCGAAGGAACAUCCUUUCUACGUCGGAAUCACUGGAUUCGUCUAUGGCAGCGGCUGUAUCUUGGGUCCUGUCGUUGGAGGCGCGUUGGCUGAUAGUUCAGCAACUUGGAGAUGGGCGUUUUACCUCAACCUCGUCAUUUUUGCUGCCAUGUCUCCGAUUUACAUCUUCCUGGUUCCAUCGAUCCCACGUGGUGAGGCGCCCAUCCUCCAAAAAACCAAAGCGAUUGACUGGUUGGGGAUUGUUCUUAACACGGGCGUCUAUACGAGCAUGACGUUGGCCCUGAUAUUCGGCGGCGCCAUCUGGCCAUGGGGCGACGGCCGCGUCAUAGCGCUUUUGGUGAUCUUCGGAACCCUGACAGUGGCCUUCGUGAUUACACAGCGCUUCAACAUCUUAACGAAUCCUGAGCAGCGGCUGUUUCCAUGUGACUUCCUUCAUGAUAAGCAGCUGAUUUUGCUGUACAUUAUAAUGGCUUGCGGAGGCGGUGGGCUCUUUGUCUCUGUCUAUUACAUCCCUCUCUUUUACCUCUUUAUUUAUGGAGACUCCGGGACAGAGGCCGCAGUUCGCCUACUCCCAUUUAUUUGUCUCUAUGUCGUCACCAUUCUGGCCUGUGGCGCAACAAUGGGCCGAACAGGAUAUCAUAUCAUUUGGUUCGUCGUCAAAACGUCCCCCUCGAAUAUCUAUGGCUAUGCAGCGCUUCUUGGCCUGGGGAUGGCUACCAGUCAGGCAGGCUAUGCUGUCGGUGCCCAGCGUGUGGGCUCGAGCCGGGCCGCGGAGUUGAUUCAGUUCCUGAACAUCUCUCAGGGGUCCAGCCAGCUCAUUGGCCUUGCCAUUGCCAGCGCACUGUUCCAGAAUUACACUUUUAACGGGUUGAAGAGCAUUCUCGCUGGCCAAGAGUAUUCAGACUCUCAAAUUCAAGGGGCCAUCGCCGGGGCAAGGAGCGAUCUCCUGGCUAGUCUGUCUCCAGACCUGCGAGCGCGGUGUCUCGGUGUUAUUGUCGAAAGCAUUGGGAAAUGCUGGAUUCUUGUCAUUGCCGCAGGAUCAUGUUACACAUUGAGUUCCUGCUUGUUGACGAGAACUCAGUCUAACUGGAAUCAUCACAGUCUGAAAGUGUCAAGAUCAUAG